Trichoderma citrinoviride is the source of this 1106-nucleotide messenger RNA. Its product is annotated as Undecaprenyl diphosphate synthase. Gene Ontology annotation, cellular component: lipid droplet; membrane; endoplasmic reticulum. The coding region runs from base 1 to 1095 and encodes 364 amino acids. The transcript has 3 exons. Lineage: Eukaryota; Fungi; Ascomycota; Sordariomycetes; Hypocreales; Hypocreaceae. The record is from RefSeq and is a predicted model, not a curated record. Gene Ontology annotation, molecular function: ditrans,polycis-polyprenyl diphosphate synthase [(2E,6E)-farnesyl diphosphate specific] activity.
AUGACCGACAGGGUGUCACUCCUGCGCAGACUGAUACUCGAGUCACCACCGGGGGAAUGGGCUAUCAACCAGCUCCGCGAGCUGCUCAUUGGCGCCCUCAAGCAGGGGCCGAUCCCUCAACAUGUGGCCUUCGAGAUGGACGGCAACAGACGCUACGCCAGAAGUCGCCGCAUGGAGACUGUCGAAGGGCACCACCGUGGCUUUGAAGCCCUUGCCAGGAUCAUGGAAGUCUGCUACAAGUGCGGCGUCAAGGUGGUGACUGUCUACGCCUUUAGCAUCGAAAACUUCAACAGGCCAAAGUACGAGGUGGAGGGACUCAUGCAGCUCGCAAAGGUCAAGCUGGAGCAGCUGACCACCUACGGCGACAUUCUCGACCGCUACGGGGCUUGUGUCCGGAUCCUCGGCCAGCGUGAGUUGAUACGCGAUGAUGUCCUGGAAGUCAUGGACAAGGCCGUGGCGAGGACGAAGCAUAACAACAAGGCUGUCCUCAACAUCUGCUUCCCCUACACCUCGAGGGCCGAGAUGACGACUGCCAUUCGAUCGACCGUGCAGGAGUUCCUCUCCCCAACUCCGCCCAAGAACACGCCCUUCUCGCCAUCGCGCAUCAGGCAAAAGAUCCUGUCCAGCCAGCUCGACGGCCGUGAGCCGCUGCCGACAAUCCCCGAUGAAGCGCUCGACGACGGCGAGUAUGACGACAAGGACCCAUAUGGAGACGAGGACGUUUCCUCUUCUGCUACUCUGCCUCCGGGCUCCCCUGAGCCUCACUUGAUGAGGUCGGGAUCGUACGGCUCCACGACGCUGCCCAAUCCCGACAACAUCACCGUCGAUACCAUCGAGAGACACAUAUACACUGCCGAUGACCCCCCGCUCGACAUCUUCGUCCGGACAAGCGGCGUCGAACGACUGAGCGACUUUAUGCUCUGGCAAUGCCACCAGGACACGCACAUCUUCUUCCGCGAGUGCCUCUGGCCAGAUUUCGGCCUAAAGGACUUUAUAUGGGUUCUCCUGGAGUGGCAAUGGAGGCAGAAGCAGUCGGACAGGGAGAAUCCCGCGAGCAGGUCGAGGAGCAGCAAGGCGCGAAGCAUGAUGGAGUGAUUAUGGCGACG